GUUGCUUGCUCGUGUAAUUAUCUUAAGCGUGCUUUUAUAAUAUGAUAAUUGCACAAUUCGACAAAUUGUUAGUGUCGUGGGCAUGCAAGUUUAAUAGUUAAUUGUUGCAAAGUAUUGAAAAACCACAUUUACAAUGUCAUUGCCAGUGAUUUAUCUCACCAGGAAAGAAACGUUCAGCGCUUGUCAUCGAUUGCACAGCUUAUUGUUAUCUCCGGAGGCAAAUGAAGCGUUAUAUGGAAAAUGCAACAAUUAUAAUGGUCAUGGUCAUAAUUAUACAGUCGAAGUAGUUCUUAAAGGGCCUGUUGAUCCGCACACAGGAAUGGUUAUGAAUAUCUCAGAACUGAAGAAAUAUAUGGAUGAAGCAAUUAUGCAGCCUCUAGAUCACAAGAAUUUAGAUAAGGAUGUCCCAUAUUUUCAAAGUGUGGUAAGAAGUCUUUUGAAUAUUUUUAUUGAUGUAUUCAACUAUUGA
This is a messenger RNA of Ctenocephalides felis (cat flea), 469 nucleotides long. RefSeq names its product 6-pyruvoyl tetrahydrobiopterin synthase-like. Gene Ontology annotation, biological process: tetrahydrobiopterin biosynthetic process. The record is from RefSeq and is a predicted model, not a curated record. The transcript has 4 exons. Gene Ontology annotation, molecular function: 6-pyruvoyltetrahydropterin synthase activity. Lineage: Eukaryota; Metazoa; Arthropoda; Insecta; Siphonaptera; Pulicidae. Gene Ontology annotation, cellular component: mitochondrion. The coding region runs from base 134 to 469 and encodes 111 amino acids.